GAACUAGUAGGCAUUGCUAUAAAUACAAGAAUGGCUAAACCCCCAGCCUAGCUCAAAGACCUAGUUAAAGGACAGGAAACUAGGUUCCCUGAGGCAAGAUGACAACUUGGAUUGGUUUUUGCUUCCUAUUCCUGAUUGCUCUGUCUGCAGAGAGGGGACUAUCCACACAGGAGGAGACAGAAACCAGCUGCUGUGCACAGCUGAAGAACUUAGCACAAUGUGGGAGUGACAGGAUUGUUCUCCAGGGCCAGGCAGGGAUACCUGGAAUUCCAGGGGUACCAGGAACAAAUGGUCUUUCCGGGGCCAAGGGUGAGCCAGGACCUCAGGGCCCCCCAGGUGAAAAGGGCUCUGCUGGGAUACCUGGAAAAGCUGGACCAAAGGGAGACAAAGGAGACAAAGGGGAACCCUGCCGCUUAGAAGGCUGUCAACGGGAAGAGGGAAGAGCCAGAAACUGCAAGGAGCUCCAUGAACAAGGAGAGACCCUCACUGGCUGGUACACCAUCUAUCCAAUCACAGGGAAAGAGAUGGUGGUUUUCUGUGACAUGGAAGUAGAUGGAGGGGGCUGGUUGGUCUUCCAGAGGCGGCAGGAUGGCUCUGUCAAUUUCUACCGUAACUGGGAAUCAUACAAGAAAGGAUUUGGGAGGCAAGGAUCAGAAUUCUGGUUGGGCAAUGAUAAGAUCCAUCUUCUCACCAGCUCUGGAACACAGCAAUUGCGAAUUGAUAUGGAAGAUUUCAACGGUUCCACGACCUUUGCAACAUAUUCCAGUUUCAGAAUUGCAAAUGAAAGUGAAAACUAUAAGCUACAAUUGGGCUCCUAUUUGGAUGGCAACAUGGGGGAUUCUUUCUCAGGACAUAAAGGCCUGGCAUUCUCUACAAAAGACAAAGACAAUGAUACUCAUGAACCCGGAAGUUGUGCUGUGAGUUACAAGGGAGGUUGGUGGUAUGGUGUCUGCCACUCUUCCAACCUGAAUGGACUGUAUCACAAAGGGGAACAUAAGUCUUUUGCUGAUGGCAUCAACUGGUAUGCUGGGAAGGGGUACCAUUAUUCUUACAAAUAUGUCGAUAUGAAAAUUAGGCUCCUCUGGUCCCUCGGCGUGCUGUACGAACUUCUUGGCUGCCGCUGGAGAGGUUUCUGUAUCCUCUCGGAUAUGCGACAGCCGAGAACGGGAGCGGCGGUCCGGAAGAGGGCGGCCAUCUUUGGGAGUGUGAGGACGCGAGAGAGGCGAGGAGGCCUGCUGUUUGCUGCGGGCUCCAGCCUCGACUUCGGCCCUGCCCCAGCGGCGAUCCCGGCCAGGCUCCAGCGGCGUGAGAUCAUCGGCGGUCCUGGCCUGGCUCCAGCGGCUUCGCGGCGUGGAUUCGGCCUGGUUCCAGCUGGCGUGGAUUCCGGCCCGCUUUUUCGCCUGUUGGUAGGCCCGCCAGUUCCAUCGGCGCUUGGCUGCGCCCGGCGAGGCCUUGUGGGCUGCGAGGCGCCUGUCCAGCGGCGUCCUGUAUUUGGCAGCCCCAUCGGUGAUGGCCGUGGUGAGGCCGCGGUGGGAGAGGAGGCCGGAGCUGAGGCUGAGAUGACAACUUGGAUUGGUUUUUGCUUCCUAUUCCUGAUUGCUCUGUCUGCAGAGAGGGGACUAUCCACACAGGAGGAGACAGAAACCAGCUGCUGUGCACAGCUGAAGAACUUAGCACAAUGUGGGAGUGACAGGAUUGUUCUCCAGGGCCAGGCAGGGAUACCUGGAAUUCCAGGGGUACCAGGAACAAAUGGACUUUCCGGGGCCAAGGGUGAGCCAGGACCUCAGGGCCCCCCAGGUGAAAAGGGCUCUGCUGGGAUACCUGGAAAAGCUGGACCAAAGGGAGACAAAGGAGACAAAGGGGAACCCUGCCGCUUAGAAGGCUGUCAAUGGGAAGAGGGAAGAGCCAGAAACUGCAAGGAGCUCCAUGAACAAGGAGAGACCCUAACUGGCUGGUAUACCAUCUAUCCAAUCACAGGGAAAGUGAUGGUGGUUUUCUGUGACAUGGAAGUAGAUGGAGGGGGCUGGUUGGUCUUCCAGAGGCGGCAGGAUGGCUCUGUCAAUUUCUACCGUAACUGGGAAUCAUACAAGAAAGGAUUUGGGAGGCAAGGAUCAGAAUUCUGGUUGGGCAAUGAUAAGAUCCAUCUUCUCACCAGCUCUGGAAUACAGCAAUUGCGAAUUGAUGUGGAAGAUUUCAAUGGUUCCACGACCUUUGCAACAUAUUCCAGUUUCAGAAUUGCAAAUGAAAGUGAAAACUAUAAGCUACAAUUGGGCUCCUAUUUGGAUGGCAACAUGGGGGAUUCUUUCUCAGGACAUAAAGGCCUGGCAUUCUCUACAAAAGACAAAGACAAUGAUACCUAUGAACCUGCAAGUUGUGCUGUGAGUUACAAGGGAGGUUGGUGGUAUGGUGCCUGCCACUCUUCCAACCUGAAUGGACUGUAUCACAAAGGGGAACAUAGUUCUUAUGCUGAUGGCAUCAACUGGUCUGCUGGGAAGGGGCACCAUUAUUCUUACAAAUAUGUGGACAUGAAAAUUAGACCUCAAUAGGUGAAAUAUCAGUAUAUUCAGAAUUGUUCAACACUUACUAGUGGCUAUCCAAACAACUGCAUAUAUAAUUAAAAAAUACAAAUAAAUGGAGGGGGUGCCUUCAUUUGGGAAUUAAAGGUAUCGGAAAUGAAAAAGCUAGUUUCAGGAUGGAGGAUACCCAGCUGUCUCUUGCAUGAGAAUUUAGCAUCUUCAAUUUGGAAUGUUAUCCACUGUUAACUUAUGAAGUCCAACUAGCCUAAUAAAUUUGAUUGAACGUCUUGAAUGGUUGUGGCAUGAGGCUACCUCAUAUCACCAUAAAAUUGAGAGCCAAAGAAUACACUGGCAUUAUUGAAUUACUAGAGCUGAUGAACUGAAUGAACUUAAUUGAAUAUUGUAUUUUAAAAUCUUUCAAUAUCUAUGUUUUAUUUAUGCUGUACACCGCCCUGAGUCCUAGGAGAAGGGCGGUAUAAAAAUUUAAAUAAUAAAUAAAUAAUAAAUAAAUAAACUGAACGUGUGAGGCUUUGCAACCUGAGGAUGUCACUUUGAACUAAUUGGAAGGAAGGGAAAAUGUUGCAUGAAAGGAACUGAACCUUGACAGAGUUUCUCCAAACAUAAAUAUCACUGAGAGAGAUGCAUUUUAAGAGAUGCAGUUAAACCAACAAUCUGUGCACAGAUUCUUCUUUCCUUUCAGAAGUUUUUAUUUUUCUGUAUUACAACUUGGAAAGAGGAAUACUAAAGGAAAUAUCCAUAAUUCUUGAAUAUAUGUAAGAUGCAUGGAUAUUACUCUACUAAAAAGUAUCAACCUGAUUCUCACAGUCUGAAAACAGUGAAGAGAUUCCCCCCACCUUUACUGCUCUGUCCCCAGAUAUUUUUAUGAAAUCCUCAAAAGCACACAUGGGAACCAUGACAGGAUCCUGGUGCAAUUAUUAGUACCAUCACCUCAGGGUUGCUUUGUAUGAUGCAGGGAGGAGAGGGAGAUUUAGAGUUCUAGCCACUGUGACCAAUUCAAAGCAAUUUUGACACGAGUUCAGAUUCCGUGCCAUUGGCACUAUAUUUUAUUAAGGCACAUCUCCACAUUGAUAUCGCAGUGAUGGGGAAGAGGAACAAUUCAUUUGCGAACCUAGAGUGUACAGUGUAUUAUACAUCAUUUGAAAAUAAAUGGCUACUGAGAAAUUC
Ahaetulla prasina is the source of this 3701-nucleotide messenger RNA. RefSeq lists its product as uncharacterized. The transcript is spliced from 17 exons. The record is from RefSeq and is a predicted model, not a curated record. The coding region runs from base 99 to 2546 and encodes 815 amino acids. Lineage: Eukaryota; Metazoa; Chordata; Lepidosauria; Squamata; Colubridae.